Molecule: messenger RNA, 703 nt
Organism: Salvelinus sp. IW2-2015
Lineage: Eukaryota; Metazoa; Chordata; Actinopteri; Salmoniformes; Salmonidae
Product: intermembrane lipid transfer protein VPS13C-like
Source: RefSeq, a predicted model, not a curated record
UACUAGACCCAGAGGUGGUGUUUCUCCCCUCCUCUCUCCCCCCAGGCUCCAGUCCCAGGACCAAGCUGCGUGCUGUCAUACUAGACCCAGAGGUGAUGUUUCUUCCCUCCUCUCUCCCCCCAGGCUCCAGUCCCAGGACCAAGCUGCGUGCUGUCAUCCUAGACCCAGAGGUGAUGUUUCUCCCCUCCUCUCUCCCCCAGGCUCCAGUCCCAGGACCAAGCUGCGUGCUGUCAUCCUAGACCCAGAGGUGGUGUUUGUGGCUAACCUGAUGAGURCGGACGCUCCGGCCCUGGUGGCCUCYUUCCAAUGUGACYUCAGUCUGAAGCUAGAGCCUGGGGGAGGGGCCUCCGGGGCCCCUGGGGGACAAAGCAUGACGGCCAACCUCAGAGAGCUCAAAGUUCUGGCCUGUCCUUUCAUCAGGACCAAUGAGAACAAGGUGGUCACCACGGUGCUACGUCCGUGUUCUGUCUUCCUGGAAACCAAAACCCWCCCCAACCAACCCCUUACCGGCUCUGUGACUGUGGAGGAAGUCAUUAUCAAAAUCUCCCCUGUCAUCCUGAACACAGGAUGACCAUCACGGCAGCCAUGCCGGCUAAACCUAAAGACGAGGCAGCGGAGAGAGGAGAAGACUGAGGUCAGCGACCUGUGGUCCACCAUGAACAUCUACACCUGCAACUACUGGUUCCUGGAGUGGGCUCUGCAG